AUGAUGCCACAAAGAAACUAUCACAAAAGUUCAAGAGCGUUAGUCGCCAAUGGAAGCAUAAUGAAUAUUGAGUAUUCACCCAACCCUUCCACGGGAAAAGCUGCCUAUGACAGGUCGCCAAAGAAAAGAGAUAGCUUCAAAAUUCAAAAAGCUAAGCGUCUCGAUGUUAGCGAUACGCACUCUCCACUGAUUACAGAGACCUCUGAUGUGUCACAAUGCUUUGCCACAAACUAUCAGGCUGAUGGUAGCGCUGUGUUGAGGAGCUCGGUCUAUAUGGGUCGAGGUUAUCCUGCUGCGGGAGGAACUAUGGCCCAGUACACACUUAUGAACCACAAGGCAAACGACUCCAACGACAAAAGCAACAAUGGCCUAGAUCGGCCAAGUAAAAUGACAUCUGGUCUAGUCAAUAGAGCGCGACAGGAGUCAACCGACAACCGUGUAGAUCAUCGAUUCACUGAUUUUGAACAAUUUGGUUUUCAGACGUUCCCGUCGUAUUUCAACCCCCGCGCGGCCACAAACAUGCCACACCAAGAAAAAGUUAACAAAUGGAUUGAGAAUGUUCCCGUCAUCAACCUGGGCGACGGUAAUUGGCGUUCCGACUGCUUCAACGUGGAUAAUGAACUCGACUGGGAAGAGCGAGAAUUUGAUCUUGCGUACCAUGAGUGUAUGUCUCUCUCUCUUACGACUGCCGAUGAAGUUUUACAUCUCCAAGCCAAACGACUUGAUACUCUAGUUCGCAGAAUUUACGAUCUCACACCGGAGGUGCCUCUCAACGCCACGGGCAAAUAUACUACUUGA
This is a messenger RNA of Lachancea dasiensis, 798 nucleotides long. Lineage: Eukaryota; Fungi; Ascomycota; Saccharomycetes; Saccharomycetales; Saccharomycetaceae. The record is from the annotation of a GenBank genome assembly.